Molecule: messenger RNA, 8370 nt
Organism: Plasmodium knowlesi strain H
Lineage: Eukaryota; Apicomplexa; Aconoidasida; Haemosporida; Plasmodiidae
Product: conserved Plasmodium protein, unknown function
Exons: 4
Coding region: 1-8370 (2789 amino acids)
Biological process (GO): protein phosphorylation
Molecular function (GO): protein kinase activity; ATP binding
Source: RefSeq, a predicted model, not a curated record
AUGAAAUCUACUUCUUUUAUGAAAAAAAUUUUUAUCUUUAAUGUAAUCAUUUCUCUUUUGAAUAAAUAUGUAAAAAGGGAACCCCGUGAUAUUUCCUUUUUUAUAUAUUCGUUAAAAAUAAAAGGUUUUCAUAAUGAGGAUUUGAACAACGGCGAUGAAUACACUGGAGACACGGGUGGUGGUGGCCGUGAGGGAGGAGAAAACGUGAACGGAUCUGUUACAAACGUUGCAGGAGAUAGCAGGAGUAGAACUAGCGUCAGCAGUAGCGCUAGUUCUGUUGAAAGCAACAUCCCUAUGAUUAGCAGUGCCAGCAAAAUAAUGAGCAUAAGCCAACUAAAUGCUACGAUCGCCAACUUUUUCUCGAACGCUCUGGCGGAGGCAAUUAGAAACAAACAGGAUAAAGGAAAAAAUCAAGAUAACCAGAAAAAGAAAGAUGAAGAGGUGGAAAAUAGAAGAAUACCGAUAAUACAUACUUCCAUCGAUGAUAUUAAGAAAUUUUCGCAUGUGAAGGGGAAAUUGAAAUUGAUCUACGUAAGAUCAUUCUACGAUAAUGGUGGUCGUGAUGAUAACAUGAAUCUCAAAGAGUUAUAUGAGGCAAAGUUCCAAUUUUAUAAAGACAAAGUUAUUUAUGUUACAACCUUUGCUUUGGUAAAAAAUUCUCUAAGCGAUAAUAUUAACCAAACAGAAAAAUGGUUCAAUGCCUCGAUGAAGCUUUUACAAAAAAAUUAUUAUAAUAUAUCCCUAAGAUGUAAUCCCAUAAUGGAAACAUCAUAUGGAACCAUUUCAUUUAGCGCAGAUGAACUCAAGCGAUUUGAAGCAUUAAGAAAGGCUCUGAAAAAAAAAGUAAACAUAACACAUGAUAAUCUUUUUUACAACUUGGAUAUAUUUCAGAGUGCCCACAGGAAAUACCUCCAGGAGAUCAAUUACAAUUCUCUGCAUCCCAAUUUUAUGAACAGCCUAGACGCAGAGGUUGGUCAUUCAGGUGUUAUGGAUUCUUCCAAUCUAGAGGAUGAUCUUCUCAGCACAUUAAGCCCUUUCGAUAGAAUGAAAUAUGUAUCCCACCGGAGAAUCAAGGAUAGUCAUAAGAUAAUGUGUAGCCUUGAGAAAGACUUUAAGAAGGUAGAAGACCGAUUCAUGGUGUACAAUUUGAUACAAGACAACAUAAUCGUAUCGGAAGAGACUACAGACAUUAUCAUUUUUGAGACGAGCAACAAUGGAAUAUUCACCUACGACGCUAAAUAUUCCAAUGAGAUAAAUCUGAUAAGUAAUAACUUUGAAAUAGAAAUUAUGAUGGACAGUAAUGCAUUCAUAAACGAACACGAUAAAUACUUCUACUUAAAUAACUAUGAUUCUGUACAAUUGGAGCUCCAGAAUAAGGGCAUAAUAAAAUAUGAUUUUAUUUACUCUUGGUUAUCUACUUACUUUAUCGAUAGCCAUAAGUAUAAAUUUUUUUAUCCCUCUUUUUAUGUGUCCAAACAGUACGACAAAUUUGAUAACGGGUUAUAUGGGAUCAAUUUCUACACACCCCCAUAUGAUAGUUUCUCCGAGGGGGUAGGAAGUAGUUAUACGCACUUGGAUCGUGGGAAGAGAGAGGCAGAUAGUGACGUGCCAUACGAGGGGGUAAGACAGGGGGAACCGGAUAGGAGCAUUCGUAACGAUAAACGUUUUUCCUUUUUUGAGCUAAAGACAACUUUACAUAAUGAGAACGUUGGAAAGGGGAGUUCUGGGAGCACCUUAGGAAAUGAUAGCAACAACGGGAUAGAAGGCGGAAGUAAUCAAGACAAUUUCAACUACGGUUCUGAAUUGAAUCCGAACCAUUUUGGAAGUGAAGAUCCUGAAAGAGAAGGAAGGGAGGUCGAAAAUUCUCAUGACCCUUCACAUGCCCCUUUAUACCCUUCUGGUAAUAAAGAAAAUGAUAACAAUAUGGAUUCUAACAUGAAUGCCCAGAUAGACAAAAGAGAAAAUAACGUGCCACAUAAAAAUGUUAAGGUGAAAGAUGCAAAGACCAAAAAAAGUACUAAGAAUGAAUCAAACACAAGUGACACUGGUAUCUCCUAUCUUGACAGUGUCUUUGGAUACGUGAGAAAAGUGAAAAAUAUCAUUUAUGGUGAUGAAGAAGAUGAUUCUACCAGCGACAGUUCUAAGAAAACUUCUGAUAAGCAUGAAAAAUCGAAGAUGCUGCAACAAGGUAAGAACACAAAUUGGAAUUCCAUAUUUUCUAGCUUCACACCGGAUGACGAAAUUGUACCUUCAAAUGAAACAUACGACGAGGACACUCAGAAAACGGAGGCUACGAACAUAUCGAAGGAAGACCUCCGGCCAGUGGAGGAUCAGGCCAUAGAAGAAUUUUCCCCCAUGGAGGAACCGAAUAAAGAUUCUGAAGAGCCAGCCAACGAUCAGCCAAUAUCCCCCCUUCCAACAGAGAACCUCGAAAAUGAUCAAUCGAAGGUGAAAGACGCAUCUGUGGAGGAGGUACUCAAUGUAACAGAAGGGCAAUCAACCAUGCCGGAAUAUGCGUCCACACCAGAAGAGCAUCCUACUACAGCAUAUCCUUUCUUUCUGGUACAGGAAUCCCUUCCGGCGCAGCCAGAGGAAUCGGCCCCGCAAAGCGCCUUUGACAUAAGAAAUGACGAAGACAUUGAGGAACAGUUGGAAAGAAAAUCGAAUGAGCAUUUCGAGCAAGACCCCGAAGAAUCAAAUGAAGAAAAAUACGAAAAAAAUGAGGAGGAGUAUUUUGAAAAAAAAACGGAAAAGAAUUUUGAGAAAGAGGCAGAAGAAUCCUUUGAAAGAAAAGUGGAAAACCAAGUGCAGGAGAUAGUACCAUACAAAAUUUAUAAGCACCCUUCUGACAAGAAAAUAGAAGAUAUGAGUAAAUUGUAUGAAGAACACAAAUACGAUUCGUUAAUCCCAUUUCUGUAUAAAAUAUUUCAUAAUAAGACACUCCUAUCGGAUUCGUUUCUCAACAGUGACCAUAACGAGAAGGAUGGUUCUGAUAAAUCCUCUGUAGAACGAAACUCAAGUGAUGAUUCUAACGAAGAUUCUAAUGAAGAUUCUUCUCCUUCACAACAUGGAUUUCCCAACUUAUCGGAAGGCAGAAAAGCAUUCACACGAAGAUACAGCGACACUGAUAACAUAAUUGUAGGAGAAAAUGUUGAUGAAAAUUUAAAAGACAAGAUUUAUGAACAGGAUGGAAAUUUUACAAAAUAUGAAGACAUAAUAGGAAGGCAUCCAAGUAGAAUAAUUGUGGGAUUACUCCAAGAGGGGAAACAAAACAUGUUUAUUCUGGAUUGGCUAUCUGGGGAUAACAUUCUAUGCGCCCUUAAAUCCACAGCGUACAAAGAGUUACAUUAUAAUAUGGUACGAAAAAACUAUUUCAAAAUUUUGAAUAAAUUUAAAUUUGGAAGAGAUAAGGAAUUGGCCAUUCUGUCUAGUGAUACAAAUGGGGUAACCAUGAGUGCAGAUUUCUUUCCUCAUUUUUCGGCCAUAAAAUUUUUUUUUAAUGACAAAAGUAAUAACAACAUCGAUAACGAACUUAAAUCAUACUUGUUGAUUAUCCACUAUUUGCUAAAUUCAUAUAACAGUCCUUGCAAGAAUUAUAAAAAUGUAAAAUAUUUUUACAGUGGUGAUACUUUUAAUGUUAGUCACUUAAACUUCAUCAGUGACAAACUACUCUCGCUACUCUCCGAAUGCGCCAUGGAAAUUAUGAAUUGGGAUAUCCCCACAGGGAUGAUAAGAAAAAAUGAAAAUGAAAUAAAUAGGACUAUUUUCAAUAGAGCUUUAAAAAAUGUGAGCAGAAGUAUAUAUCACUAUGCGUUAAAAUAUAGAAUGAUAAGAGGAAAGGAUGCAGUUCAAUUUGUCAUGAGUAAUUAUAACAUGCUGGAAGACAAUUACAACGUUAAGUAUAAUUUUUUCCUUAACAUAACGUCUAGAUUGUUCUAUUUCCAUGCUUUAGGUCUGGUCCAUGGAAACAUCAAGGCAGAUAGCUUCUUUAUCCAGGAGAACGAAGAGGAUGAUAAGCAUGUGAACGUUCUUCUAAGGACUUUUAAGGACACUGUGGAAGAGGGUGGUUAUGGAAAUUUCAAAGGAAGUGCAAUUUACGCAGCUCCGGAAAAAUUAGAAUCGUAUUUCAAUACUAUCAGGUAUAAUUUAAAAAGUGACGCUUUUUCGCUGGGAUUGAGUUUAGGUACUAUAUUUACAAAAAAAAAAUUUGUCCUACAAAAGGUAGAAAGGAAGUUAACCUAUCCCGUGGAUAAAUACAUUCUGAGUCUGAUCAGAAGAAACCCCAUGGUUUUACUAUGGAUAAAAUCCCUUAAUCCAUUUUUACGGAAAAGACUAAAUAUAUUUAAAUUUAGAUCCUACUUGAAAGUUAGCGUGCAAGAAAUGAAGAGGAGGAUGUCCGAAAAAAGUGUCUACAAAUGGUUUGAGGACAAAUUCCAAUUUAUUAAUUACGAGGAGGAAGAUAAGUUGCAUGCUCUUUUUACAAAAGCCGAAGGGAUAAAUUUAUCCGGAUUCAGCAACAACUCGUCCAAAAUGAAAACCGGAGAACAGUACAAGGGUUUGGACUCCUGUUUUUUUCGUUACACUCAUGCAUCGAACACAGAAAAGGAAGACGACACGCAUUCCCCAAAGGGAUCCUACUCCUUUCAUACGUUCAUGGGAGAAUCUUCAUCCAGUGACAAUAAGGAAGGUGUUUCUUUUUAUCAAUUUCCCGUGGGGGCAAAUCGUAGAGGUGCGUCUAAACGAGGAAGAAAACAUAACGAUGGUGAAAAUGAUGGUGAGAACGAUGGUAAGAACGAUAGUAGCAGCGGUGGUAAGAGCGAUAGUAGCAGUGAUGGUAAGAACGAUAGUAGCAGCGAUGGUAAGAGCGAUAGUAGCAGCGGUGGUAAGAGCGAUAGUAGCAGCGGUGGUAAGAGCGAUAGUAGCAGCGAUGGUAGCGGAAAGUGUAAUGGCGAUGGUAAAACCGUCCAAAGGAAGAAAUCCUACUUUUCAAGCAUUUCCAAACACGAAUAUGAGGAAAGUUCAGGAGAAACGAAUAGGAAGUUCCGUAAAUGGAAAAAAGGUGAUAAGGAAAAUAUUUACAAAAUACCAUUCGGUAAAUAUUUCGAACACCAAGUGGAUUACUCCUCCUUAGAUGCAUACAAUAGGAAGAAUUAUAUGAACGCAUGUUACCAUUUUAAAAACGGAGUUGUGGGGACUGCCAUGAAGACCCUAUCUAUUGAACAUGAACCUUAUAGGUUGAACCUAUUUGACAUGUAUCUACUUAACAAGGAAAAGUUAACCUAUUUGGUCGACAAAGACGAUAAUGUAAAGAAUUUAAUGUCCAUUCUACAAGGCUUUUCCACUCCAGACUGUAAAGUAAUAUUGAACGAUAGAAUAUAUGGCAAAUGGUACAGUGUUCGAAAGAUGGUUCUUCUAAAAGCUUUACUUUUUUAUGGCUACUUUAGCCUCCACGAGAGAUUAUCAUACGAAUUUAAAUUAUACGAAUUGCAGAAUUUCCCCCUCAGUGAAGAUAAUAAUGAUACAUUCGAAACAGUGGUGACGAGAUGCAUGCAGAGGGCACACUUCAAUGAAUUCGGUAAUUUACUCUUGGCCCAAUACAUAUAUGAUAAUUACCACGAAGGAAAUCAGUAUACGAGUAUAUUCAUAAAUUUCUACGCUGUAAACGAUACUGUGUAUUAUAUAGACACGAAUAAGGUAACUAAUAUGAUGAGACGAUAUAUAAAACAAAGCCUUAGCAAAAUUGACUUCAAAACUGCAGACAAUUUUCUACACUAUAUGAAGAGAAAAGAAUUGUCCACGUAUAUGGACAUGGUCGAAUUGACUCCAGUAAAAAUGGACAAAUCAAAUUAUCUGGACCUGCACGAACAUAAUGUCCCUCUCAUAAAUUCCUUCGUCAUAAAAAUAGAUAAAUUUGUAAUCAAAGAUAUGAACAUAAAUUUGGCCGUUCUUCUAAAUAACGCCUUUUGGGGGGUGAAAAAUAAGUGUAAGUGCGUCAACUAUACUCAUCUGCAUGUAAGAAACAGAAAAAGUGAUUUACCAAAGGGACAUAUAAGUGGAGAGAAAAUGAUAGAUUUGCACAAACCUGUGGGUACUUUAUUAAGAGAAAUGAUUCCAAACAAUAUUAAUAUGGAAAGGGAUAAUAAUCCAAAUGAUCUUUUGUCCUGGCGUACAUUCAAAGAGAACAAGAUCCACCUAGAUGUUGUUCUUCGAAAUAGUUUACACUUAAUAGAGAGAAGAACACUGAUAGCAUGCUCGAAAGGCCUAAAUAAAGUCGCACCUGUAUACUCCCCUAAUAUUACAAAUGAUCACGAAAACGAAAUGAUGAAAAUUAAAGUGGGACUGGGAUCAUCAAAAUAUUUCUAUUUAUCUUUUAAUAUAUCUUUACUUAGAUCAGAAGAAAUAACCUUGAAAAAUGUAAUUUAUUUUAUAUACAAAAAUUAUAAGUCGCAACUGGACAGAAAUGUCACAUAUAGCCAUGUAGGACGAAAGAACAAGCGUAGGAAUUUCAACUGCCUUAUGGUAAAUGAACAGAACACUUUUUUUUACAAUAACGUCACAGGUAAUUUCAUCAAAGAAAUUUCCCUUAAUAAAGUCAUCUCCGCUUUGUACAAUGUUGACCUCAUGGAGCCCUCUUAUGUUAUUAAGGCUGCACUUAAUUAUUACAACAAUAGAGCGAAAAAUUCCAUCUUGUUUAGCCUGGUAACUAUUUGUAAUUCCGUUCGUGAGAGGAGGAACGGGCGUAAUGCCAGGAAGUCAGAGUUCGUUUUGGAAUCGGCGCCCGGAGUAUAUUCGGGGGGGGAGGGACAAACUGGGAACGGAGAAGAGGUACAAGUGGAACAGACAAACGUGGAACGGACAAACGUGGAACGGACAAACAUGGAACGGACAAACGUGGAACGAAUAAAUGAGGAACAUACACAGGACGAAAUUACAAUUGUCAAACCGCCAACUGAUGAAUCCACGAAUAAUGAAUCCAUUAAUAAUGAAUCCAUUAAUAAUGAAUCCACGAAUAAUGAAUCCACGAAUGUUGAACCCACGAAUGAUGAACCGCCAACUGAUGAACCGCCAACUGGUGAACCGCCAACUGGUGAACCGCCAACUGAUGAACCGCCAACUGGUGAACCGCCAACUGGUGAACCGCCAACUGAUGACUCCCCAUUUAUGCCCUCUGAAAAAGAAUUGUCCUUUCUGCAAAGGCAAAAAAAUGUCAUAAAGACAAUCGAUAAAAAUGGUGCCUAUCACUACGGCACCGCGGAGUGCCUGCACUUCUUACACAAAAAGGUCAUCAAUUUUUUCCAUGACAGUAAUAUGACAAAUGCUUUCGAUCAGAUAACCAUUCCAUCGGAGUACAAAUAUAUAAAUAAAAAGAAGAGAUUGAAAAAUGGCACCUUCCAGUAUAGUACAAGAACAAUCAACUUUAAUAUCAUUUCCAAUGUGAUGAAUUUGCAACGAUAUGAAAAGGAAUUGUACACCCUGGCCGAUUUUAUCAAUUUAAUUAUACAAUGGUUGGUGAAACAGGGACCCUUCGAUAUAAAAAAUAAAUGCAACUUUUUAUCUUGUAGUACCCACAAUUCACAUUUUGGUAUGGUUUUAAGCAUAACCACAGAAAAGGGAGUUAAGCAUAUUCUAUACAAAAAUGAUGAAGGUCUGAUGAAAUUUCUCUUUUAUAAUAUAUUGAAAGAUCGUGAAUCAAGACAGUAUAUCCCCGAGCUUAUAGCAUCUGCAAUUAAGUUAUACAAUUUGAAGGUAACAUUUUUUUUAAGGGAUGAAAUUGGCGGUAUAUUUCCAGACCUCCAAAGUUUGCUUAACCUUCCGGAAGAGACCCCCCCCCUCCCCCCAUUUACUGACUGCUUAAAACAGCUAAAGGGGAAAAAUGUGACCCUGUAUGGGGAUGAGGAAAGCCAAGCAAUGUACGUCUCCUUCAUAUUAGAAUUUGUAAAUAAAAACAUUAUGUACAGAAUAUCCAAGGAUAUGUUUAACAAAAUAAUAUACCACUUUAAUAACCAGGAAGUGAACAAGAAUGAGGGAGGGAAUUUACGAAAAGAUGUUUUGUCGUCUAUCCCCGAAAUUGAAGACAAAUUUCGGCAUGUGUUUUUAAGCGAGCUAAGUUACUAUGUCAACAUCUCCACUGAGUUAAAAAAAAGAAACAAAUCAUUUUCGGUUACCAUGAAUCCAAAAUUUUACGAAAUAUUAAGUCAGAAAUGUAACGAAUAUGAAGGAAACUGCUUCUACCAUGUUCAGGAGAUCAUUAGCAACGUCAAUGGAACAUUUACAGAACCCGUUUUUGUUGUUAAAAAUGUGAUGAACCUUUUCCUGAGAAGAAGAAUCCUUGCUGUUUUAAGCAGAAUAAAAAAUAGCAUAGUUAGUUAG